Messenger RNA from Aspergillus calidoustus, 2101 nucleotides. Lineage: Eukaryota; Fungi; Ascomycota; Eurotiomycetes; Eurotiales; Aspergillaceae. The record is from the annotation of a GenBank genome assembly.
CAAUUCCUUGCCCUCCCUUCACCACCAACCCUAGCUGGCAUAAUGCACGCGCUGCAACUCUUGGCCGCCGUUCUGUCUAUGGCGUCGUAUGCCGGAGCUCAUACCUCUCGCCGGUCAUGGAUUCCUGAAAAGACGCUCGAUCUGGCAACCUACCGCCUGACCACCCGCUCCAACUACACCUCGAUUGACGACACGUCUAAACCUGCCUUCCUCACCAAGGGGUAUAACAGCUAUGUGGACGCGGCUGUCAGCCUUGCGCAGGGCCUCUAUCCUGACGUGGAAUUCCGUGUUGUUCAGGAUCACUACGUGGACGUCAGCGGAGUUGCCCAUGUUCACCUCAAGCAAAUCUUGCAUGGGCUUGACAUUAGCAAUGCAAAUCUCAAUGUGAAUGUCGGUGCGGAUGGCAAGAUCAUUUCGUACGGCAGUUCUUUUUACACCGGUGCCGUUCCCUCUAUCAACCCCCUGAAGAGGGGCAAGUUUGCCACUCCUGUCGCGGCCCUCAAGGGGGUUGUUAGCACGCUUAAACUGCCGAUCACCUUCACCACCUUGGUCAGUAAGCCGAUUGAUGGCCUUCAGCGAUUCUCCUUUGAAGGAGCCACUGGAACCCUCUCGAAUCCUGUUGCUUCGCUCGCCUACUUGGUUAAAUCCAAUGGCGAGAUUGCCCUUGUCUGGAAUGUCGAGACUGACAUUGGGGAUAACUGGCUUUCCUCAUAUAUUGAUGCUAUUGACAGCAAGGCCGUGUACGGUGUCAUCGACUACGUAGCAUCUGCAACUUUUGAAGUCUACCCCUGGGGUGUCAACGACCCGGACCAGGGUAAGCGGGAGCUUCUUACAGAUCCUUGGGACAUAGCGGCCUCGGAAUUCACUUGGCUAUCUACCGGAGAGACCAACUACACCACCACGUGGGGCAACAACGGGGUAGCUCAGAUUAACCCGUUGGGGUAUCCUGGGUACCUCUUGAACUAUCGUCCCAACAGCACCACUUUGGACUUUGAGUACCCCUACCAGCCCACGGAUCCCGUGCCCCUGAAGUAUGCCAAUGCAUCCGUGACCCAGCUGUUUUACACUGCGAACCAUUAUCACGACCUACUCUAUCGCCUUGGCUUUACUGAGAAGGCCGGGAACUUCGAAACCAAUAACAACGGGCAAGGUGGACUUGAAAAUAACAUGGUUGUCCUGAAUGCGCAGGAUGGUUCCGGGUUCAAUAACGCCAACUUUGCCACGCCCCCUGAUGGGCUCCCACCCCGGAUGCGCAUGUACAUCUGGACCCAGUCCAUCCCUUUCCGCGACUGCGCGUUUGACGCCAGCGUGGUUAUCCAUGAAUACACCCACGGCCUUUCCAAUCGCUUGACGGGAGGCCCCUUGAACUCGGGGUGUCUGUCAACGACCGAAGCCGGAGGUAUGGGUGAGGGAUGGAGUGAUUUCUUCGCAGUCGCGUCCUAUGUGAAGUCGAGUGAUACCAGGAACGAUGACGCAGUCGUCGGGGCUUGGAUCUAUAACAACGAAGGCGGCAUCCGUACCUACCCUUACUCCACCAAGCUUUUGACGAACCCUUACACGUACGCGACCAUCAACGUCUACAAUGAGGUACACGACAUCGGCGAGAUCUGGGCCACGAUGCUCUACGAGGUUCUCUGGAACAUACUGGACAAGCACGGCCACGGGGACGAGACUCUUCCUGUCGUUGUUGACGGCAUCCCCACCGACGGCAGGUAUCUCACCAUGAAGAUCGUGAUGCUUGGCAUGGCUCUCCAACCCUGCAGCCCUACCUUUAUCACCGCCCGAAACGCCAUCCUGGACGCGGACAAGAUCCUCACUGGCGGCGACAACCAGUGCGAGAUCUGGACAGGCUUCGCCAAGCGGGGUCUUGGGGCGGCGGCGGUAUACCUUCCCUCUAGCGGGCUUUAUGUCAACAGCUUUACUGUCCCCGGCUGGGCUUGCUAGAUACAUAGGCUACAUUUGCGGGAGCUUUUAAGGGUGCGGGUGGAAAGGACGAUAAUUUGGCCCUUCAGGUGGAGAUAAGCCUAUUAAUAGUUAUUAUUCAUGAAGAAGGAAGAAGGACAGGUUCUGCUACGUAUUGAAAUUGACUUCUAACAACUAG